Penicillium malachiteum is the source of this 1761-nucleotide messenger RNA. RefSeq names its product putative transporter. Bases 1 to 1761 code for a protein of 586 amino acids. Lineage: Eukaryota; Fungi; Ascomycota; Eurotiomycetes; Eurotiales; Aspergillaceae. The record is from RefSeq and is a predicted model, not a curated record. Gene Ontology annotation, biological process: amino acid transmembrane transport. Gene Ontology annotation, cellular component: vacuolar membrane. Gene Ontology annotation, molecular function: amino acid transmembrane transporter activity. The transcript is spliced from 7 exons.
AUGUCUCAGGAGGAAGAUCAACAACAGAGAUGGGGCGUGGGUCAGAGCUCCUGGAGAGCCCCAGCACCUAGUUCUUACGACUAUGGUCACUUGAGUGAGGACAACCCGAUUGUCGAGGCAGAGAACUGGGGUCGGCAAAGAUCAUCAUCUUUUUCUCGGCUUCGACAAGCUGGCGGCGUGAAUAGUAUUGACAAUUUCGCUCGCUCAUGGCAAAGAGCUGCCUGUUUCCCCGAAGUCCUUCCGCGUCGUUCAUCCUUCGUCUCGGUAGACUCCGAUGAUGAGUUUGCCGUUGCGACGGGAGGGGUCUAUGCCCCCCGAAUUUCCCGCCCACAAGAUGUAGAACGGCAUGCGCUCUCGGACGACGAAGAUGAUGAACAAGAUGACGAAGCUCAUACCACGAAGACCUACGCGAGCCCCAAACGAGCCCUCCCAACAUCUAGCCUCCUGGCCUCUUCUCUAUCUAGAAGCUUUGCGACUUCAUACGGGACGAUCUCCUCACGAGUGAGCGAAUCAACACGGCGCAAUGCUAUCCAGUUACAUAUCGAGCAGCAGACGCAUACAGAUGGGUUGGGAGAUCCUGAUCGGGAACCUCUACUCCUUAAGCAUGUGGAGCAUGGUGAUGGUACACAGGAGGAUAUCGUGAUAGGCCAAUCAACUGUUCCUCAAACCGUCUUUAAUUCGGUGAAUGUGCUUAUUGGAAUCGGGCUACUCAGUCUGCCACUUGCUUUGAAGCAUUCUGGAUGGGUACUUGGCCUUGGCUUCCUCAUUUACUCGGCUGUGACAACUUCCUAUACUGCGAAGAUCUUGGCCAAGUGUCUUGACGUGGACCAUACCCUCGUUACGUAUGCCGAUUUGGCUUAUAUUAGCUUUGGACACCAUGCCCGUCUGGUUACUAGUUUCCUCUUCUGUUUAGAAUUGCUAGGUGCCUGCCAUUCUUCAAUGGAAGAUGGUGUGUGGGUUGGUAUUGGUGCCACUGAAUUUCUUGCCCUUGCGAUUCCUCAGUUUGUGAUCCUUAUAUGCGUUGAUGGUCUGAUCAAGCCUGAUUCUCCGGGCUCUCUUCAAAAACCUGCGAAUACGUUUCUAUUCCCUGAGAAUUGGGCUACCCUCCCUCUCAGUUUUGGUCUGAUCAUGUCACCUUGGGGUGGACAUGGUGUUUUCCCGAACAUCUAUCGCGAUAUGAGACAUCCAAAGAAAUAUGGAAAGAGUCUCAAGGUCACAUACUUAUUUACAUUCUCCCUCGACUGCUCCAUGGCAAUCAUUGGCUGGCUCAUGUUUGGUGACAUCGUACGCGACGAAAUCACAGCGAAUGUUCUGAGCGUAGAUGCUUAUCCGCGAGUCAUAUCUGUCUGUAUUAUCAUCUUCAUCUCCAUUAUCCCACUCAGCAAGGUGCCUUUGAACGCCCGUCCUCUAGUAGCCACAUUUGAAGUUCUCUGUGGCGUUGGAAUUGGGUCACAGUCUUCAUAUAGACCAGCUGUUCAAGCAUUCAUCCGAGCACUGGUUCGAGUCUUCACUGUGGCUCUCACCGUUGUACUGGCUGUAGUAUUCCCAGAAUUCGACAGGAUCAUGGCCUUCCUCGGCUCUUUCCUGUGUUUCACCAUUUGCAUCAUCUUCCCUUUGGCGUUUUAUCUGAAGAUAUUCGGGAAGGAAAUCAGUCCCCGCGAGCGUAUCUUGGAUUGGUUCCUGCUCAUCACUUCCACGAUUCUGGCGGCGGUGGGAACCGUCUGGGCAUUCCUGCCCGCGGAACUGAUCUCGGGAGAGUGA